CCGGAUUACAAGUGAGAACAAGAACAGUCUGUUCCGUCUCGCGAAUCUUUGAUUUCUCGAUUGAAACCCUAGCUUUCUCGAUCCAGUUUCGCUCCGAUUCGGAGGUUGGAGGAGAGGAUGUCUGCCAGACUGGCGACCUGCUUCGGUGUCGCGGACCAGGAGAUGCCGUCGACGGCCGUCGGGCCGAGUUUUAGGACCUCGAUUUACGAGACUCGCCUCGGCCCGGCCGCCCUCACAUGGUCACGCGCCGCCUUUGGUCUCGCCCUUCGGGUCGAAUUUCGCCUCUCUGACGCCGAGGAGGAGGAGCCCCUCGAGUUUUCGUUCCGCCCGUCGUUCUUGUGGAGGCGGAGGGGAUCGCGGCGGUUUCCCAUCGGGGACGGCCGCAGCGUUGUCUUCUCGUGGGAUAUCUCGCAGGCGGUCUUCUCGUCGGGCAGAUCGUCUCGUGCCGAGCCCGAGAGAGGUUUCUUCGUUGCUGCGGUGAUCGAUGGCGAGAUGCUCCUCGUCGCCGGCGACCUCGUUGAGGAGGCAUACAGGAAGACGCGGGCGCGGCGGCCAAAAGCCCCCUUUUUGCAUCCGCUUCUGGCUGCGCGUCAGGAGCAUGCGGUGUUGGAUAGCCCCAGCGGCCGGGGAACUUACUGCACAGUGGCGCGGUGUGGUGGGCGGGAUCGGGAGAUCUCGAUCGAUUUGGGGCCCAAGGAAGGCGGAGAGGAGGCUGGGAUGUCGGUGGCCGUCGAUGGCAAGCGGGUUUUCCACGUGCGUUGCCUCCGGUGGAAGUUCCGAGGGAGUGAGAGGCUGGAGAUCGCCGGCGGCGUACGGAUGCAACUUUCCUGGGACCUCCACGAUUGGCUAUUCCAGGGCGAGGCCUCUGCUGGCCGCAACGCGGCAGCGAGGGUCCGUGCAGUGUUCUUGUUCCAAUUCGAGGAGGAGGGCGACCACGAAUUGGGGAACCGGCUGGCCAAAGAUCUCGUCUUUGACGAGGAUUCAGUUAACGCUAUCCACAAAAUCGCAGCCUUUGAGGAGGAUUCGAGCAAAACCAAGAACUGGAACGGGGUCAGCAGUAACAAUGGCUUUGGCGGUGCGGAGAGAGCCAUAGUGCAGCCAGGGCGGCGUAAGCGUCAGCUUCGUAGGCGUCUGAUGGAGACGAACUCUUGCUCUUCGUCGGCCUCUUCGGCAUCCACGGCGAGCAGUUCGACAGUGAUGGGGUGGUCGAGUCACGAGGAGCUGGAAUUGCAUAGGCCUGAGGGGUUCUCGCUGCUGGUGUACAUCAUGAAGAACUGCUAGGUUUCAUUCAUUUACUGUGCUGCUUCAGGCUCUUCAUUUCUGGUUGACAUGACAAAAAGACAUCCUCUUAGGAGAAAAACCUAUGAAAUUAAAAGAGCAGAGGAGGAAGGAGCAAUCGUAAGCCGGGCAGAAUUAGUGCGCCCACUUCAAUACUCAAGUGAGGAAGGAGCAAUUAGUAAGUAGGGAAGGGUCUUUGGUAUCUAUUCUGACACUUGA
Molecule: messenger RNA, 1497 nt
Organism: Zingiber officinale
Lineage: Eukaryota; Viridiplantae; Streptophyta; Magnoliopsida; Zingiberales; Zingiberaceae
Exons: 2
Coding region: 118-1281 (387 amino acids)
Source: RefSeq, a predicted model, not a curated record